Molecule: messenger RNA, 708 nt
Organism: Boeremia exigua
Lineage: Eukaryota; Fungi; Ascomycota; Dothideomycetes; Pleosporales; Didymellaceae
Exons: 2
Coding region: 1-708 (235 amino acids)
Source: RefSeq, a predicted model, not a curated record
AUGGCAGAAGAACUGCCGUCACGUCUAGAUAACGAAAUUGAGCUUCUGACCGCCAUCUACCCCGACCAAGCCACUUACUCGCCUAAGAGCCGAGAGCUCAAGUUCACACAGGAGCAUGCAACGCUCCAGCUGCGCAUACCAGAUACGUACCCAGAAACAGGUUUCCCCGACGUGAUAGGAGCCACCGACGCAGCCAAACAUGACCUCAGGACACAGACAAAGACCGUUGUUCAGGCGCUCAACUUGCCAGAAGGCGAAGAAGCACUUGAUGCGAUAAUCGCAGCAUUCCAACAAGUCGUUUCAGAAAGAGUAGAGACUUCAAGCGUUACAUCUGCAAAGCACGACAAAACGACAGAUUGCAACGCCAAGAAGACAGUGAUAAUUUGGUUACAUCAUCUGCUCAACACCAACAAACGCAAACUCUGUUUGUCACCAGCUUUCUCUGGCAUCACAAAGCCAGGCUACCCUGGGAUUUUGGUCUAUUCUGGACCGGCAGCAGCCGUUGAUGCACAUGUUAACGAGCUGAAAGCGCAGAACUGGGCAGCUUUCCAGGUCAGAUUUGAGGAAGAGGUCGAGUGGAAGUUUGCGCACGGGGAAGCGGUCAGGGAGGUGGAGAGUAUGGCUGAUGUUAAGGAUGGGAAGGAGGGAGACAUCGGGCCAGGUCAGAAACAAAAAGAAGAGUUCUUGAAAGCUGUCGGUAUCAAAUGA